AUGGGCUCUAGAACCGGUUCUCGAGAAGAACAUUCUCUGCAAUUUUUGAAUCUAACCAAAAUGACUACAACAACAGCUUCAAAUUUGCCAUGGGUGGAGAAAUAUCGUCCAAGCAAGUUGGACGAACUUGUCGCACACGAGCAGAUUGUAAAAACUUUGACGAAAUUUAUUGAAAACCGCACAUUGCCUCAUCUUCUUUUCUACGGACCACCUGGAACUGGAAAAACGACGACGGUGUUAGCAGCAGCGCGACAAAUGUAUUCCCCGACGAAAAUGGCGUCAAUGGUAUUGGAAUUGAACGCUUCAGAUGAACGUGGAAUUGAUGUUGUGAGAAACACCAUCGUAAACUUCGCACAAACAAAAGGACUUCAAGCAUUUUCGACAUCUUCCAACACAGGCACUGUGCCGUUUAAGCUUGUGAUUCUUGACGAGGCUGAUGCUAUGACAAAGGAUGCUCAGAAUGCAUUGAGAAGAGUGAUUGAAAAGUACACGGACAACGUUCGUUUCUGCAUCAUCUGCAACUACUUGGCAUCAAUCGUUCCAGCUAUUCAAUCCCGUUGUACUCGUUUCCGAUUCGCUCCCUUAGAUCAAAAACUGAUUGUUCCCCGGUUGGAAUACAUUGUGGAGACGGAACAACUGAAAAUGACUCCAGAUGGAAAAGAUGCACUUUUGAUUGUUUCAAAAGGUGACAUGAGAACUGUCAUCAACACACUUCAAAGUACUGCAAUGAGUUUCGAUACAGUUUCAGAAAAUACAGUUUACCAGUGUAUUGGACAGCCGACACCGAAAGAAAUGAAAGAAGUUGUGAAGACUCUACUGAAUGAUCCAUCGAAAAAAUGUAUGAAUACAAUUCAAACGAAAUUGUUCGAGAACGGAUAUGCCCUUCAAGAUGUCAUCACUCAUCUCCACGAUUUUGUAUUCACUUUGGACAUCCCAGAUGAAGCAAUGUCAGCUAUUAUCACUGGAUUAGGAGAAGUUGAGGAGAAUUUGUCAACUGGAUGUUCUAAUGAAACACAGCUUGCAGCUGUUGUUGCAGCUUUUUUCGAGGCAAAACGUUUGUGUGUGAAAGAGAUGAAGAACUUGGAAAUUGAAGACAUGGAAUUUUAAGAGUAUUCUAUUCUCCUUUGGCUGUCUCGGUGAUUCCUAUUUUUCACGAAAUGAGUAAAUUGUUUGAUCUCUCAGUAUAUUUUUAUAUUUUUUAAGUGACCUCAUUUAUUAUCCUCGAUCUGUGAAAAAGUUGACUUUACACUUACAUGUAUGAAUAUCCAAUAAACUGGUUGCAACUUGAU
Molecule: messenger RNA, 1289 nt
Organism: Caenorhabditis elegans
Lineage: Eukaryota; Metazoa; Nematoda; Chromadorea; Rhabditida; Rhabditidae
Gene: F44B9.8
Product: putative replication factor C subunit 5
Exons: 5
Coding region: 1-1107 (368 amino acids)
Biological process (GO): DNA replication
Cellular component (GO): nucleus
Molecular function (GO): DNA binding; ATP binding; ATP hydrolysis activity
Source: RefSeq, marked reviewed